AUGUAUCCAAGCUGGCGAUCUUACCACAAACGAAGCGUUACCAUAUCCAUGAAGCCUCGAUGUGGUAUCCUUAUACACCACAAUACCUAUACAAGAAGCGAUCACCAACGCUACAGAUAGAAUCCAGAACCAAAUACUCCACCUCUCCAGACAAAACGUCUCACACCUCCUCCAAGUCACGCAAAACAAAAACAUGUACUUCUCCUUCAGAAAUCAAGUUUUUCAUCAAAGAGAGAGCCUACCCAUGGGUUCUAGCAUUUCAGGCAUACUGGCCAUCCUGUUCAUGGACAAACUAGAUACCAUCAACCUCUCCUCGCACCUAAUGAUAAGCCCUUACAAGAGAUAUGUUGACGACAUUUAUCUCCAAACAACUAAUGAAGAAACAGCAGACAUAUAAUAAACAAUGUGCACCCUAAUUUGAAAUUUGAAAUUGAAAAACCAGAAACAACACCGAGUGGCCUGUCAUUGUCAUUACUCAAUUUCAAAGUCACCAUAUCCAAGGAUGGCAACAGCUCUUUUGAAUUCUACAAAAAGCCAGCCAAGAAACCACUAUUUGUCCACCAUCAAUCAGCUAUUCCCACAAAAUCCAAACUCAACUUCAUUCGCAAUGAACGAAAACGCAUCGAGGACAGAUGCUCCUCACAUAUAUCUGCAACACAACACCUAAACACAUUUGAUGACAUCCUUCACCUUAAUGGUUAUCCCGAGAAAAGUAUAGAGCAGACAAAACGCCCCCAAAAAACCCAACGAAACCCUCAACCUGCCAAAACAGAAUGGUCGUACCUUAAGAUCCCGUACAUUUCUGAACGACUCAAUCACAGGAUCACUAACAUUUUUAGAAAAGAAAACAUCCCGCUACGCAUUGCCCACAAAUCCUACACGCUCAAACAAGCCCAAUCCCACACCUCCACGGAGCGCAAAUACACUAGAGACAAAUGCCCUAUCUCUAAUGCCGGAUUGUGUUUACGAAGAAAUGCAGUGUACCAGCUCAUGUGUAACAGCUGCGAUCAGCAAUACAUUGGUAGCAUGACACGUUUCAUCCACAACCGCGUAAAAGAAUAUCUCAAUAAUGAAAACUCCUCUGUGAAAAAACAUAUCUAUUCCUGCCAGAACAAAGACUAUAAAGGCAUUGAGGUCAAGAUUAUUUUGAGCGAGAACGACCCCGCUAAUCUAAGCUUUAUGAAGCAUUUUACAUUAGAAAGUUCAAGCCUACGCUCAAUUCCCAGGAGGAAUGUAGUGAAUUCGAGGACCUUCCAUUUUAGUAUUUUAUAG
Messenger RNA from Porites lobata, 1272 nucleotides. The record is from the annotation of a GenBank genome assembly. Lineage: Eukaryota; Metazoa; Cnidaria; Anthozoa; Scleractinia; Poritidae.